Archocentrus centrarchus (flier cichlid) is the source of this 3305-nucleotide messenger RNA. RefSeq names its product solute carrier family 22 member 31 (gene slc22a31). The record is from RefSeq and is a predicted model, not a curated record. Bases 34 to 1872 code for a protein of 612 amino acids. Gene Ontology annotation, molecular function: transmembrane transporter activity. NCBI's taxonomy places the organism in Eukaryota, Metazoa, Chordata, Actinopteri, Cichliformes, Cichlidae. Gene Ontology annotation, biological process: transmembrane transport. Gene Ontology annotation, cellular component: membrane. The transcript has 9 exons.
GGAUCGUCUGUUACCGCAAGCUGUCGUCUUCAAAUGGAGUAUGAAACUAAGAUUUUCCCUCACACGGGCGGUUACGGGCGCUAUAACCGAAUCGUGGUCGUAUUCAGCUGGUUCCCCAGCUUUGCAGUCACGCUGAAUCUGUUUAGCGACGUGUUUUACACUCUUAUCCCGAACUCGUACCACUGCAAACCAGACCCGACGCUUCUGCCCUCCACUUUCCUUCUCAGUAACUUCUCCAGACAAGGGUACCUCAACCUUACCAUCCCCUGGGAGAACGGCUCCGGUCUGAGCCACUGUGAACUUUAUAGGUACCCUCCUAACUCCUCGGACCUUUCCGAGAACGCGCCCAGAGUGAGGGUGCCAUGCACCAACGGGUGGGAGUACUCUCAUGUAGCGGGGCUCCAAAGCAACUUUGUCACUGAGUGGAACCUGAUUUGCAGUGACUACUGGAAAAUCCCUGUGCAGCAUAUCUGCUUCAUGACUGGAUGGAUUCUGGGAUACAUAUUUCUAGGCACCCUGUGUGACUGGUUGGGUCGCCGGCGAGGUUUCCUCCUCUCCGUCAGUCUGUCCAGUCUGUUGGGGGUAGCUGUGUGUUUGUCGAGCAGUGCGGUGGUGUUUCUGCUGCUGCGUCUGUGUCAAGGCGCCUCACUCGCUGGCGUGUUUGUGUCUGCCUACAUCACCCGGUUGGAGCUGUGCGACCCUCCCCAUCGUCUGAUUGUUGCUAUGGUCAGUGGCUUCUUCGGCGUGCUGGCAGAACUGCUGUUGCCAGGCAUUGCUGUCCUGUGCCGCGAUUGGCCCGUUCUCCAGGCGGUUGCCACUUUGCCUUUACUCCUUCUGCUGUCCUAUUGGUGCUGUGCGUCAGUAUUUCCUGAGUCUCCUCGCUGGCUGCUGGCCACAGUUCAGAUACCUCAGGUGAAGAGGAGCCUUCAGGAAUUCUCCAAAAGAAAUGGCGUUUGUCUACAAGAUGACAUCUACCCUGGCGAAACCCUGCUGUCAGAGAUAGAUUCAACAUACGGAGAGGACAGUCGACCGCGGUACCAUUCAGCUCUGGAGCUCCGCCGGACUCGGGUCAUCUGGAAGAACUGUCUCAUACUCGGCUUCACCCUGUUCAUUGGAAUGGGCAUCCAGUACUGCUUCACCAGAAACCUGCACAGUUUCUCCAGCAGCUUCUACUUCAGCUACUUCCUCCAGGUGAUAACAGGAGCGCUAGCCUGCAUCUUCCUGUGUUUGUCCGUCAAUCACUUUGGCCGGCGUGGCAUGCUUCUCCUCUCUGCCAUCAUCACCGGACUGUCGUCGCUGCUGCUGCUGGCCCUCACGCCGUACCUGCAGGGGGGCCUGGUGUUGGUGCUGUCCUUUGUGGGUUUGUUGUUCUCUCAGGCUCUCGCCAUGCUCAGUGCUUUCUUCGCCUGUGAGGUGAUGCCAACUGUAGUUCGGGGUGGCUGCCUUGGCCUGGUGCUGGCAUCGGGUUGUGUUGGCAGGGCCGCCUCCUCCCUGAUGGAGCUCCAGAACAACGGCGGCUAUUUCCUCCAUCAUGUUGUCUUUGCCUCCUUCGCCGUCCUCUCCGUCCUCUGCAUAAUGCUCCUACCUGAAAGCAAACGGAAGCACCUCCCAGACUCCAUGAAGGAGGGCGAGAACCAGCGACGACCGCCUCUCUUCCUGUCACAGCCCAACAGAGACAGCCUGCCCCUGCUGCGCACGCGUCCCCCUUUGCCGGAGUAUAACCCCGAUAACUAUUCUCGCCUGGUGUCUGCCACCAGGAAGAUGUUGUCUAAAGAUUCUUUGCCUUACAAGAUUUCUGUUUCCACCCACCCCACUCUGCUGUCAGACAGUGAAAUGCAGGAACCAGAGACUCUGAGAGAGAUUGUGUCUUAACUGUGUUAACACCCUGCUCUCGCGCCUCCUCUUUACACACUAGAAGGAGAGAACAAACCUCUGACAGGCUACAAUAAGCCUUCAUUGAAUGGUUGCGUGACUAGCUGUUCAUAACUCAUCUGAAGAGCUGGAUGCACUUUAGAGCAAUGACUCCAAUUUGGUCACUUUUCAUCAAUAUUUUCAUCUCUUUAAAUUUUAUUACUGUCUGGUGGCAUUUCCUCAAAUGGAUUUACAUAGAGCACUGCAAAACAGUGGCCUUCUCUAGGUGUAGUUUGUCAGCCUUUUCUGAGGUGUAGGAAUAUUCCUGCUGACCUGUACUUACCGACAUUCCCAUCUGAGUCACCAGCAGAGACCCAUUGCUGAGAGCAGUGGCUUCAGAUUAUCUCAGACUAUUCUUGUGAAGCACACCAGAGGGCGCUGAGUGCACUGAAGAAUGAUUUAUUUAUUUUUAUGUUUUAAAGGAUUUUUGUUUCCCUGUGUUACUACCAAGACUGGUUUGUGCUUUAGCUGAAUGUUGGGAUAUGAUAUGUGUGGGCAAACAAGACUAGGUUUUUUUUUUUUGUUUUGUUUUUAAACUGUUAAAUGUGGUAACCCAAGUGGUUUAUAAUUUUACAUCAUAAAACUUUGUUCAGUGUUUGUUUUUGGGAGGAUUUUUUUUGUUUGUUUUUUUUCCCUCUUCAAAACUGGAAGUAGUAAGUGAAUUUCCAGAUGUGCCAACCUCAGCAGCUGCUGGACAAAAACUGCCUUUUUGUGUCUCAAGUGCAUCUACUGAAACACGACAACCCCAUGGUUUGAAUUUUUUUUAGAACCAGCAUAUAUAUAUUUACUUAAAAAAAAAAAACAACUUUAAUUUCUUUAUGUUUAUCAGUGUGGAUGUUACACAUGUUAAAACCUCUAGGUUUUUUUGUUUGUUUGUUUUUUACUGUUUACUAUAGUUUUGUGUGUAAAAUGGGAACACUCCUUCAACCUGUGUGAUAGUUUGUUUUUGAAUGCAUGAUCUUAAUUUUAGUGAGUAAACAAAGGUGCUUUUUAGUUGGUCAUAAGCUUUUAAAACCUUUUUUUGUUUUUUGUUUUGCUUCAUUAUAAAGUAAAAUCUGCAGAAGCUAAGAAUGAAUUUUUUUUUUUUAAACCCGAUCUUUAUUUUUACUUCCUUGUGAAGCAAAUUCAAAACAUCCAAAUCCAGAUAAUUGAUUUUAAAAAUGCACAGUGAUGGUGUAUUUCUCUCAGAACACUAGAUGGCGAUCUUCACUUUACAAAAUGGAAACAUGUACUACUUGGAGUGUUAAAUGUCUGCAGUGAGGUCCAGGUGUAUUAUGUGCGUUCACUCAGAUAACACUCACUAUUCAGCCAGAUACAGACCUCUUUAUAGCACUGCCCAUUAAACUGCAGCCUACUUAUAUUUUUAUUUUAUUUAUUUUUUAAUGGGGUGAAGC